GUCUAAGAUAGAAUACCUGGAGUGUAAGUUUAGCGCAGAGUCGAGCAAAGAAGAAGUAGGCAGGGUCGUGAAGCUUGGAUCUCAGGCUAUCGCCAAGAGGGACAUUUUCAAAUAUCUGGGGCUGGGGCAGGGUGGUCGAAAUGGAGGCUUGCAUCAGGAGUCUUGUGUAACAAGAAAGUGUCAAAAACUCAAGGGGGAGUACUAUAGAGCUGUGGUUAGACCUUUCAUGUUGUAUGGGGCUGAGUGCUGGCCGGUGAAGAAAUCUCAUGUGCAGAGAAUGAAGGUUGCGGAGAUGAGAAUGCUCAGGUGGAUGUGUGAGCUCACCAGGUUAGAUAAGAUUAGGAAUGAAGUUAUUCGGGAAAAGGUGGGUGUGGCCUCGACGGAUGAGAAGUUGCGGGAGGCGAGGCUCAGGUAG
Messenger RNA from Nicotiana tabacum (common tobacco), 415 nucleotides. The record is from RefSeq and is a predicted model, not a curated record. NCBI's taxonomy places the organism in Eukaryota, Viridiplantae, Streptophyta, Magnoliopsida, Solanales, Solanaceae.